Bufo gargarizans (Asiatic toad) is the source of this 744-nucleotide messenger RNA. RefSeq names its product neuromedin B receptor (gene NMBR). The transcript is spliced from 2 exons. Gene Ontology annotation, molecular function: bombesin receptor activity. Lineage: Eukaryota; Metazoa; Chordata; Amphibia; Anura; Bufonidae. Gene Ontology annotation, cellular component: membrane. The record is from RefSeq and is a predicted model, not a curated record. The coding region runs from base 19 to 744 and encodes 241 amino acids. Gene Ontology annotation, biological process: bombesin receptor signaling pathway.
AAAGCUAUCGUAAAUCCAAUGGACAUCCAAACAUCAAGUGCUGUUCUGUGGACGUGUAUAAAAGCUACAGCCAUCUGGAUCAUUUCAAUGCUUUUGGCAGUCCCUGAAGCCGUGUUUUCUGAAGUGGCACAUAUCAACGGAUCAGACAAUGUCAGCUUCACAGCUUGUAUCCCAUAUCCACAAAAUGAUGACAUGCAUCCAAAGAUCCAUUCUGUCCUUAUAUUCUUGGUUUACUAUCUUGUUCCACUGACUAUUAUAAGUGUUUACUAUUAUCAUAUUGCUAGGACUUUAAUUAAAAGUGCACACAACAUCCCUGGAGAAUAUAGCGAGCAUUCAAAGCGACAGAUGGAAACGCGAAAACGUCUGGCAAAAAUCGUUCUGGUGUUUGUUGGCUGCUUUGCACUCUGCUGGUUUCCAAACCACGUCUUAUACAUGUACCGGUCUUUUAACUACAAUGAAAUUGAUCCUUCUUUAGGACAUAUGAUAAUAACAUUAGUGGCCCGUGUCUUAAGUUUUUCCAAUUCAUGUGUAAACCCUUUUGCACUCUACCUAUUAAGUGAGAGUUUCAGAAGACAUUUUAACAGCCAACUGUGCUGUCGUAAAAAGAAACACCACCAAAGGUCUACCAGCUACCUGCUUAAUUCAUCUAAUGUCCGAAUGACUUCUUUGAAGAGUAAUGUUAAGAAUACAGUGACCAGCACUUCUCUUCUCAAUGGUCAAAGUCGUCAAGAAGCAGCAUUGUGA